GUUUUAUAGAAGCUGUCCGAAUUUGGAUCCUGUUUUUAUUAAUUUUCACUUUUUCAUAUUUUCUUUCUCUCUACAGUCAAAACACUGGAAAUAAUGAAGUGAGAAUUCACAAAAGAUCUUUCAAUGGAGUUGAAGAAGAAGUCAAAUUGGCCUCCUCCUGCUUGGAAAGAAACUAUUAAGGUUAACAAUGGCCGUAGAUACAAGGUUGUUAAAGCAGAUUGUCCUGAGUGGUUACCCACCAGUUGGCUCAUAGAAAGGAGAAUCCGGAAGAGUGGUACCAAAAUGGGAAUGGAGUAUAAGUGUUUUAUCGAUCCAUCUACUGAAGCUAAAUUCUUUUCGAAGCCUGAAGUAUUGCGAUAUCUUAAAAGUAAACAACGCAGUGCUGGAUCAUCUAGAAGAAAGAACAAGGGGUUUAUUGAUCAACCAAGAGUUCUCAAGUCCAAUUUAGAGCGAGAAGUGCCAAAAGUCAUGAAAGCACGUGUUCGAAAGAGUACUCCUUCAAGGAAAGUAAAGUUUGUUUUGGAGAAGACUUCAGAUGAAGAGUUGCCAUCGGGAUGGAUUAAGGAAACAAAAAUUAAAAUGCGUGGGGAUAAAGUUCUUAGGAGAGAUUCAUAUUUUCUUGAUCCUGUCAGUAGACUGGUUUUUCAAUCGAAAUUGGAAGCACUGCGCUAUGUGGGAACGGGAGAGAUUAGUAGAUAUGCAUAUCGGAGGAGAAAUCAGAUCAGUGUUGUAAAAGAUUUUGCUGAUGGACACAUCUCUAUGUUAAUUGGUCCACCAAGUGUUCUCAAGUCCAAUUUAGAGCCAGAGGUGUCACAAGUUAUGAAAACACGUGUUCUAAGGAGUACUCCUUCAAGAAAAGUAAAGGUUGUAAUGGAAAGGACUUCUGAAGAAGAGUUGCCAUCUGGAUGGAUCAAGGAAACCAAAAUUAAAAUGCUCGGAGAUAAAGUUCUAAGGAGAGAUUCCUACUUUCUUGAUCCUACCAGUAGACUGGUUUUUCAAUCGAAAUUGGAAGCACUACACUAUGUGAGGACGGGAGAGAUCAGUAGAUAUGCACGUCGGAGGAGAAAUCAGAUCAGUGUCCGAACAAAUUUUGCUGCUGGAAACUCUUCUACAUCCUUUUGUAACUUGGAAGAGGCUCUGGACAGAAAAUCCACUAUACAGCUCUUUGCGAUUGAAGGAUGUAGUGGACCAAGUAUCCAAGUAUUGCCAGAAGCUGGAGUCAUUGAAGAAGCUGGAAGCAGAAAACGCAAAAGCUCCUCCAGAGUAGGGAAACGGCCUUCUGCUGGUGUUUCUACUCGUAACCGGAAUACUGUCUCAUCUAGAUCCACCGGUAAUUCCAAAGAGCUUGUAGUUGUGAGACAAUUGCUGGAGAAGGAUUCUACUACUAGGGAAGCUGCAGAUGUUACCAAAUGCACCCCUGUAGAAGUCCAAGAUACUGAUGUAAAAUAUGCCUUUCCCCGAAAGGGUGAACCCUUUUCAUCUCCUUCAACUGGUGUAUUACUCUUGGAGAGCCCUGGUGCUGUUUCUAUACAAGAUGGCAAUGGUGGGAAAACUCAAAGUAGCAUAAAAACUAAGAAUACGAAACUUUCUUAUGUGCCUUCUCGGUCCUCUAAACGACUUGCUGGUGUUGAUCCUGAAGUAGUGUUCCACAGAAUACCCAUUGAGUAUGCUCUUCGGUCCACAUCUCCUUCAAAUAGUGUAUUACCCUCAGACAGCUCUGUUGCUGUUGCUAUACAAGAUGGCAAUAGUGGGAAAGCUCAGAGUAGCAAAAUGAAAACAAAGAAUGUGAAACUGCCUUAUGUGCCUUCUCGGUCCUCGAAACGACUUGCUGGUGUUGAUGCUGAAGUAGUGUUCCACAGAAUACCAAUUGAGUAUGCUCUUCGGUCCACAUCUCCUUCAAGUGGUGUAUUACCCUUGGACAGCCCUGUUCCUGUUGCUAUACAGGAUGGCAAUAGUGGGAAAGCUCAGAUUAGCAAAAAGGAAACAAAUAAUGUGAAACUGCCUUAUGUUCCUUCUCGGUCCUCUAAACGACUUGCCGGUGUUGACGCUGAAGUAGUAUUCCACAGAAUACCCAUUGAGCGUGCGCUUCGGUCCACAUCUUCAUGUGGUGUAGUACCCUUGGAGAGCCAUGGCAAUAGUGGAAAAGCUCAGAUUAGCAAAAAGAAAACAAAGAAUGUGAAACUGUCUUAUGUGCCUUCUCGGUCCUCUAAACGACUUGCUGGUGUUGAUGCUGAAGUAGUGUUCCACAGAAUACCCAUAGAGCAUGCUCUUCAGUCCACAACUAGAAAGAUGUCCAGAACCAAGCCCGUCUCUUGUUUAGGAUCAGCUCCAAACGAAUUACAUCAAAUGCAUCAGGAUGUUGACAGGAAAAAUUUGAAAGAGGAUGUGCUUCAUGCCACAAGUAGAAAGUCCUGCACUGUGGAAUCAGUCCUAAAGAAGUGUCAUGAACGGCAUCAGGCUUUGGAUACACAAAAUGAGCUUACUUCUCAAGAAGUAAUUCAUCACCCAGUUGAUCUGAAGACAGAUUUGCUUGCAGCUCAAGGAGAACAGUCAUUGAAAAAGUUCGAUGGAACUUUCCAAGAAAAAAUGCAUCGCACGGACAUUAUGCUUGCAACUCGUGAAGAACAACCGUCGAACAGAAUUGAUGACCUGACAUUCCUAGAUAAACAACGCCACACACUUGAUAUCAAUUUGCUCCCAACUAUAGGAGAAUCAUUGAACAAGAUUGACGACGUACCAUACCAAGAAGAAAAGCAGUUCACACUUGAUCUGAAUACGAUAACUGUGCAUGCAACUCGAGGAGAACCAUGGAACAACAUUGAUAAAUCAACCAAAAAACCUAUUCUAGUGGAUCUCAAUGAUUUGCAGUUGGAGACUCCACCUGGCUUCUCUGAAAAUAUGAAGCAAUCAUCAGAGCUCUCAACGGAUACAUUGCUGAGAAAUAAGGCUAAGAAUGUACUCAAGGGGCAAACAAUGCCAGAAGAUCGAUCACAGGAACAACUGACCAGUAUUGACAAGCAAACUGAGCAGCCCCAAUUUGAAUCCUUCUUUUCAGCAAGCUUGUGGUCUGAUCCGUGCCUUGAUUUUGCCUUCAAAACUCUUACUGGUGUAAUACCAAUUGAUGAUAAUAUGGCUUUCAAGGAUUAUAUCCAGCAACAAAUCCGCACUUCUGAGCCGUCCCCAAGAAAUGACAAAACAAAGGUAGUAACCCAGUCAACAGAAGGGUGUAAAUUUCCCAAAUCCUAAUGGUUGUGGCUCACCAAAUAUGAAGCAGAUGAAGAACAAAUGAUUAUCUUAGAGUUGCUAAUCCAUGUAGGAUACUGUUGUAAUUUUGUAUUGUACAAGUAUAUAUAUAGUGUUUUACCCAAAAGGGUGCAACUAGGCCAAGUUCUAACUGUUGUAAUAUCUGUAAGUCUCUAACCUCCCAUCUAUUUGCUUAUGGUAAUUUGGAAGAUGGGUGAAUGCUGCUUCUCACCCUGGACUAUGCUGGGACCUCGCGCCUCGUCUAUCACAAGCAAUAGACUAUCAGUCUGUUUGGUAGUCGGUAUUAAAUAGUGGGAAUAGUAAUGAAAAAUUAGUGUAAUUUUGAUAGAAAAAUCUCAUGAUACUUGUUUUACUUCAA
Molecule: messenger RNA, 3622 nt
Organism: Amaranthus tricolor (Joseph's coat)
Lineage: Eukaryota; Viridiplantae; Streptophyta; Magnoliopsida; Caryophyllales; Amaranthaceae
Exons: 10
Coding region: 124-3246 (1040 amino acids)
Molecular function (GO): DNA binding
Source: RefSeq, a predicted model, not a curated record